UGUCACUUAGGUGGUCGGUUCGCCUGGCCAAGAGUGGCCAAGAGUAGAUGAGCAGAGCAGGAUUUAUAUUUCACGCAGCGUUUUCUUGUUUAUAAUCUAAUUUCUAGUACAAAAAAGUAGCAAAAUUAUUGUGAACAUGGACGACAAACUUCGGCAGAUGGAAGAUGAAAUGAACAGGUUUGAGGCUGAAAUCGGGGGGCAGCUUGUUACCUCUGUAGUCAGACCUGUCAUAGGAGUAAACACAUACAGCCAAGUAGCCAGGCAACUCGAACAGCAUGAAAUACCAACUCCAGUGGUAGCAGCAGCUGCGGCUUCGUUGGCAUUCUCUCCUAUGAUUGGCUUUCCACCUCCGCCACCACCACCACCGCCAAUGCUAAUACCCCCACAAGUUGCAAGACAAUCAGCUAUCUCAAUGUCGACGUAUUCAUCACCUGCUCAAAUAAGCAACUCGUUCUUACCGAACACAUCGGAUAAUAGCUUGAGUGCUACACCAAAAACAUAUGAGCCAACUUCAGCACCGAUCAUCCGUCAGGAAAUUAUAGAGCAAAUAAUUAAUACUAAAAUUCCUGAGGACGAGGGAAAAAAGAAAGUUAAAGCUAAAGGUGUCAGUACAGCAGCUGAGUUAGCAAUCAGUCAAGGAAAAGCUAGCUCGAUUAUGGCCAAUGCUAGUGCUGAGGAAACGCAUCCUAAAGGCAAAGGAAAAAAGAACAAAAAAAUCAUACGAAUGGCUGGUGGGCAAACAUGGGAAGACACAUCACUCUUGGAAUGGGACGAAGAUGACUUUAGAAUAUUUUGUGGUGAUCUGGGAAAUGAUGUUACUGACGAAAUGUUAGUCAGAGUAUUCAGCAAGUACCCAAGUUUCCAGAAGGCAAAAGUGGUGAGGGACAAAAGAACGAAUAAAACCAAAGGUUUUGGUUUUGUUUCAUUCAAGGAUCCACAAGACUUCAUCAGGGCCAUGAAAGAGAUGAACGGACGGUACGUCGGCUCGCGGCCCAUCAAGUUGCGGAAAAGCUCAUGGAAGCAGAGGAAUUUGGACAGCGUUCGAAAGAAGGAAAAGGAAAAGCAGGCUCUGAUCGGAUUACUCACCGGCAGGUGAUGCGGACGGUGUCGAUAUCGCCGUUUACCUACGUCAACUUCUUGCGAAACACCGGACCGACCUUGUCGACCAUCUUCAAGUCGAAAUCCUUGGUCUUUUAUCUGUGUAUAAUAUUUGCAACACGCGUCGCGUUGUAUGCAAUAUUUAGGAUACAGUUUUAGCCAAAAGAGAAACGCAUCUCUGGCUGACGAGUACUGUUUAUGUAAUUUGUAUGUUAAACGGGCCACUUUCGGUGCCACAGAUGUCACUACCCUAAUUUCGAUGAGGAAAAAAUGCGUACCGCUUGUUACUUGCAGAUACGUUCAAUACGUUUUGUUGUGUAAUUUUCUACGUGUGUAUGGCGAUUGGAUACUGAAAGUUGUUGUAACAAUAAAAUGUACGUGAGACUUUGUAUAUAUAUAU
Molecule: messenger RNA, 1498 nt
Organism: Neodiprion fabricii
Lineage: Eukaryota; Metazoa; Arthropoda; Insecta; Hymenoptera; Diprionidae
Product: RNA-binding protein 42
Exons: 5
Coding region: 137-1096 (319 amino acids)
Molecular function (GO): mRNA binding
Source: RefSeq, a predicted model, not a curated record